This is a messenger RNA of Homarus americanus (American lobster), 519 nucleotides long. RefSeq lists its product as uncharacterized. The transcript has a single exon. Bases 1 to 519 code for a protein of 172 amino acids. NCBI's taxonomy places the organism in Eukaryota, Metazoa, Arthropoda, Malacostraca, Decapoda, Nephropidae. The record is from RefSeq and is a predicted model, not a curated record.
AUGUCUCCACUCAGCAGUGCCAACAUCACGUAUCCCCUCAGCAGUACCAACAUAAUGUCUCCACUCAGCAGUGCCAACAUCACGUAUCCCCUCAGCAGUACCAACAUCAUGUCUCCACUUAGCAGUGCCAACAUCAUGUCUCCCCUCAGCAGUGCCAACAUCAUGUCUCCCCUCAGCAGUGCCAACAUCAUGUCUCCCCUCAGCAGUGCCAACAUCAUGUCUCCCCUCAGCAGUGCCAACAUCAUGUCUCCCCUCAGCAGUGCCAACAUCAUGUCUCCCCUCAGCAGUGCCAACAUCAUGUCUCCCCUCAGCAGUGCCAACAUCAUGUCUCCCCUCAGCAGUGCCAACAUCAUGUCUCCCCUCAGCAGUGCCAACAUCAUGUCUCCCCUCAGCAGUGACAACAUCAUGUCUCCCCUCAGCAGUGCCAACAUCAUGUCUCCCCUCAGCAGUGCCAACAUCAUUAUCUCCCCUCAGCAGUGCCAACAUCAUUAUCUCCCCUCAGCAGUGCCAACAUCAUGA